UUCCGUCGGCGGCCCGGCUGCUACCUUGCGCGAGCGGCCCGGGCGCGUUCCUAACCACGGGUCUGCAGGGCAGGCGAGGCCGGGGAGGCUUUCUGCGCGUCCCUGGUAACCGAGCGGAGCCCCGGCCCGUGCCAUGUGUGACAGGGCUGCCUCUGAGGAGAUAAAAUGUGCUGCGAAAAGUGGAGCCGCGUGGCCGAAAUGUAUCUCUUCCCUGAAGACCUGGAGGAGGAUUAUAGGAUCCGCUGUCUCUGCUCCAGGGCGUUUGUGGAGGAUCGGAUAUUGUGCAAUUUGGGAUUAAAAGGCUACUACACCAAAAGCAAUGCAGGGGAUCAGACUACAGAAGAGGAGGAAGGUGAUUCUUCCCCUGGCAGGGCAGAAACACGUGACAGCCGAGAUAUAGGCCUAGAUGAAAGUGGACUCGACUCUGAGGCCGAACUCAUGAGAAGCAUGGGACUACCGCUUCAAUUUGGUGGAACAUCUGCACAUAAGAAUUUUGAGGUGUCUAUGAAUGCUAGAAAUAAAGUUAAAAGAAAAAAGAAAAAGAAAAAAUAUCAAAAGCAGUACUUAGAUGAAAUUAUGACAGAACCUUGGAGAGAAGAAUAUGACAAAAAUGACAUUUUGGCUUCAGAGGAUCCUUCUCCAGUUGAGCAGUAUGAGAACAUCAGAACAUGUAAACUUCAAAGCAAAAAAGACAUUGAAACUGAAAAUCUUCCUGUUGAAAAUGAAUUAACUCCAAAGCUACAAAUGACGGAGAAAUGGGAAAAGUAUUGGAAUGAAUAUGGAGGAGGACUCUUAUGGCAAAGCUGGCAAGAAAAACAUUCAGGUCAAACACUGUCUUCUGAACCUUGGAACUUCCCUGACACAAAGGAGGAAUGGGAGCAACAUUACAGUCAACUCUACUGGUACUACUUGGAACAGUUUCAGUAUUGGGAAACUCAGGGUUGGACUUUCGAUGCUUCGCAAAGCUGGGAUACAGAUCCUUGUGAAUCUAAAACAGAAGUUGACAACAAUGGUGAAAACCGUGUGAAAGUGGACUUAAUUUCUUUUCCAUCUUCAUCUAUGGCAGUUGGUGAUGAAAGCUCUGGUUCGGUUGAUAAAGAUCAUAAUGAAAUACUUGAUAGAAUUAAUAAUAUAACCCUGAAUUCAGAGGAAGUAGAACAAAGCCAGUUAGAGUCUUCUGAACGUUGUAAGAGUCCUCAGGAGCUAAGUGACGUUAGCUGCAGAAGAGAAUGCCCCGCUUCUGGCCAAAGUGAACCAUGUGAUGGAGGAACCAAGAAAAGGAACGUGUCUAGGAAUAGAAACACAGACCUACCAGCUCAGGAUUCACAGGGGUCUUCAGGAACAAACACAAGCAAAGAAAGACCACACACCAAUGGUAUUGAUGGAGAUGAAAAUGAAGAAGAUCCACCUGAAUGUAAACCAACCAAACUCAAGAGGAGCCAUGAACUGGACGUUGAUGAAAACCCACAUUCAGACUUUGAUGAAAAUGGUUGUCUUCUAGGAUUCAAGCAUGGCUCAGGACAAAAAUAUGGUGGGAUUUCCACCUUCAGCCAUCGACAGGUCAGGUAUCUAGAGAAGAAUGUGAAGCGUAAGUCAAAGUUCCUCGACAUGCGAAGACAAAUAGAUACAAAAAACAAACAAAUCUUUACCAAAGAGUCAGAAAAACCAUUUUGCAAGAAAAGCAAAACUUUGAGUAAGGUAGAAAAAUUCCUAAAAUGGGUUAAUGAACAAAGGAAUGAGGAAGCAUCGCAGGAGUCACCUUGUCACGACAACGUACAAGACACUUACACAAGUAGUGAUUCAGAGGAACAAGUGUCUGUUACACAAGGCGAUGAGCCCUUUGGCAGUGGCAAUCCAGGACCUGACCAGUGUCGCACUGGAUCUUCAGCCGGGGAACUUGAAACAGAAAAAAACGGAGGAGACAGCGUAGUAGCAACUGCGCUAGAAAGGCAGGAUGCACCAGACUCUCCUCAGGUAGAAAAUGAAGCUGAAACAAAGAAGAAGAAGAAGAAGAAGAACAAGAACAGAAAGGUGAAUAGUCUGCCGCCUGAGAUAGCUGCUGUUCCAGAGCUAGCGAAAUACUGGGCCCAGAGGUACAGGCUCUUCUCCCGUUUUGAUGAUGGGAUUAAACUGGACAGAGAGGGCUGGUUUUCCGUUACUCCUGAGAAGAUAGCAGAACACAUUGCUGGCCGAGUCAAUGAGUCCUUCAAAUGUGACAUUGUAGUAGACGCGUUCUGUGGAGUCGGAGGAAAUACCAUUCAGUUUGCCUUAACGAAUAAGAAAGUGAUCGCCAUUGAUAUAGAUCCUGUAAAGAUUGAUCUCGCUCGCAAUAAUGCAGAAGUGUACGGGGUAGCAGAUAAUGUAGAGUUUAUCUGUGGAGACUUCCUGCUGCUGGCUCCUCAUCUGAAGGCAGACGUUGUGUUCCUCAGCCCCCCUUGGGGAGGACCAGACUACGCCACUGCGGAAACCUUUGACAUUAGGACGAUGAUGUCUCCUGAUGGCUUUGAAGUUUUCAGGCUUUCUCAGAAGAUCACUAACAACAUUGUUUACUUUCUUCCAAGAAAUGCUGAUAUUGACCAGGUGGCUUCUUUAGCUGGCCCUGGCGGGGAAGUGGAAAUAGAGCAAAAUUUUCUUAACAAUAAAUUGAAGACAAUCACAGCUUAUUUCGGUGACUUGAUCCGAAGAUCAGCCUCUGAAACAUAGCUGAAGUGGCAUGAGGAGAGAAGAUUGCAUAGUGAUCAGAACACCCCUCAGGUACAAACACCUGGAGUUUCUUCUGUUCACCGAUGUUUUGGACCCAGUAGUCUUUUAUCAGCAUAUGAAAUGGAGCUUGUCACUCACAGGAGUCUAAUGAAUAUUAAUAAAGGUCUUUGAGAUCCUUGGGUAA
Messenger RNA from Loxodonta africana (African savanna elephant), 2887 nucleotides. It is a transcript of the gene TGS1, whose product is annotated as trimethylguanosine synthase 1. The record is from RefSeq and is a predicted model, not a curated record. The transcript has 13 exons. The coding region runs from base 166 to 2703 and encodes 845 amino acids. Gene Ontology annotation, biological process: 7-methylguanosine cap hypermethylation; 7-methylguanosine RNA capping. Gene Ontology annotation, cellular component: nucleus. Lineage: Eukaryota; Metazoa; Chordata; Mammalia; Proboscidea; Elephantidae. Gene Ontology annotation, molecular function: RNA cap trimethylguanosine synthase activity.